ACUGUAAUGAUCUCACUCAGAGGCGGUACCAGUUUGGGCAAUCUAUUGCGGUUUGCCAUAGCCGUUGAAAAAGUGGUUAAUUUAAAAUGUGUACGUGAUUUUUCAUCAGGAACAAUUAUUGCAAAAAGUACAGACUCGGCUCCGAAGGCUCGAGUUAAAUGGUAUUAUGCUACUGAUGUUCCUAUAAGUAAACCAGAAUGGUUCAAUUACCAACGAGAAAAGGAGCCAGAGAAGUUUCUUCCCUUUUCGGAUUAUGACUCAUCUAAGUUGGAGAAUGAGUAUCAGAAGCUGUUGGCGGAAAGAGAUGAACUGAAACUGAAAGUGAAACUAGAACUGGAACUGGAACUGGCACUGGAACACAAUGAGUUGGUUGAAGUUAAUGAGGAUAAAUUGUUUCAAGUCAAUCUCGUUGAGUUUACAUUGUCGCCAGUAUAUUGGGAUGGUCCAAUUUAUGAGGUUAGGAGAGGAACAUGGUUUGGAACUGAUGGAAUUCCGUUGCCUAUGAACGUAUCUCAACUUAUCGAGAAGGGUUAUAGAGAUAUGAAGCCGUAUUUAUUUGAAAAACACGAGGCCGAGAAGCCUAACAAGGAAGUACUCACUGAGUUUAAUAAGUUGAAAGAUCAAAUUCGAGAAGAUUUUGCUGCCGAAGUUGACAUUUCUCAAGAGAAUGACCUACUUGAUCUUCAGAAUGGGAAUUGGGUACUCUUCUACGAUGAUAAGGAUGCUGUGAUGUUCCCUGCCACUAUGAAUUCCAAAUAUCAGGUGGGUGUCAUUCGGAAAUUCGGUCCCAGUCCUAUAUCACUUAUAUCUGUUACUCCUAUUAAACGAGGAUACACGGACGAUUUAGGAGAAUCUAUCAUUGAUAAGAUAUCAUCGAAUGUUCCCAGCUUGACUGACACAUUCCAAACAGAAUUCCAAGGCAUAUUUCUGAAGGCAUCAACUUCAGAAUUGCCCUCAGAUGAUAAAGUUAACCGUGAACAUAAAGGUCAAUUGGAAACUGAUUAUGAUCAUGAUACAUCAGGCAAGUCUUCUAAUAGAGAAAUCGAUCAUUUAAUCCUUUGCAUUCAUGGUAUUGGCCAGGUCCUUGGUCCCAAAUAUGAAUCGGUCAACUUCACCCACAGUAUUAACGUGUUACGUCAUACUAUGAAAUCUGUAUUUCAAUCCGAUGACUCCUACCAAAAGCUCGCCUAUCCUAAUGGAUCAGACCCUGAUAUGACUAACAAUAGAAUUCAGGUAUUACCAAUAUCUUGGAGACACAAGGUAGAUUUCCAUCCCAAUAAGCCAUUUAAAGUGCUUGACAAACAGGGAAAUCCCAAGCUCCCUACAUUAUCCCAAAUCAAUGUGGAUGGUGUCAAAUCAUUAAGAAAUAUGGUAGGUGAUGUCGCCCUAGAUAUCUUGUUAUACUACGAACCACAUUAUGCUGCACAAAUCUUUGAAGCUGUUAUAUCAGAACUAAACAGAGUGUAUAAGCUCUACAAGAAGAGAAAUCCGAAUUUCAAGGGUAAAGUUCAUAUCUUAGGCCAUUCUUUAGGCUCCGCCAUAUCCUUUGAUAUUGUUUCCAAGCAAUCGGUUAACCUGGACAGUGAUAUAGAUGUUUCAGGAAAAUUAGACUUUGAUGUUGAGAACCUAUUCUGUGUUGGAUGCCCUGUUGGUGUAUUCAAACUUUUGGAACAGAAGAAUAUUGUAGCUCCAUCUCUUCUUAAUAAGAAGGAUCAUGAGAGUUAUGCUUCUCCAACAUGUACUAAUCUUUACAAUAUCUUUCAUCCCUGUGACCCAAUUGGUUAUCGAAUGGAACCAUUAGUAUCACCACAAUUUGCUCAAUACAAGGCAGAACCUGUAGGAUUUGCAGUGAAGGGAUUCAAUACUCAAAUCAAAGAAUUGGCCAGUAUCAGUGAUGGAAUAUCCGAGAAGAUAUAUAAGGCAUCUGGUUGGUUUAGUCGUAAAGAUGACAAGACGACUAAUGAGAAUGCCCUCCGAGACAUUGUGACUUCAGUAUCGUUUGGAGAUCGAAAGAAGCCAGAGAAUAAGCACAAGUCCCAGAAAGUAGAACUCAGUGGACCCCAAUUACAGCAACUAACGGAGCUCAAUCGAACUGGAAGAGUAGACUAUUGUCUACCCAUGGGAGUGUUUGAUUUCUCACUUAUAUCUGCUGUCAGUGCGCACAUUUCUUACUUUGAAGAUAUGGAUACUGCUGGUUUCAUCCUUCGAGAAGUCUUAUCGGUGGAUAAGGCUAAGGUGCACAGUAAAAUAUUUAUGACUGUUAAUUAAUGAUUUAUAUACUAUACUACUAA
Messenger RNA from Scheffersomyces amazonensis, 2291 nucleotides. Its product is annotated as putative carboxylic ester hydrolase. Bases 7 to 2268 code for a protein of 753 amino acids. NCBI's taxonomy places the organism in Eukaryota, Fungi, Ascomycota, Pichiomycetes, Serinales, Debaryomycetaceae. Gene Ontology annotation, cellular component: cytoplasm. The transcript has a single exon. The record is from RefSeq and is a predicted model, not a curated record. Gene Ontology annotation, molecular function: glycerophospholipase activity; metal ion binding.